Conger conger (European conger) is the source of this 6330-nucleotide messenger RNA. Its product is annotated as junctophilin-3-like. The coding region runs from base 1 to 2229 and encodes 742 amino acids. The record is from RefSeq and is a predicted model, not a curated record. Gene Ontology annotation, cellular component: plasma membrane; junctional membrane complex; endoplasmic reticulum membrane. Gene Ontology annotation, biological process: regulation of synaptic plasticity. Lineage: Eukaryota; Metazoa; Chordata; Actinopteri; Anguilliformes; Congridae. The transcript is spliced from 5 exons.
AUGUCCAGUGGGGGCAGGUUCGACUUCGAUGAUGGGGGGUCAUACUGUGGAGAGUGGGAGGAGGGGAAGGCCCACGGACGGGGCAUCUGCACCGGGCCCAAGGGCCAGGGCGAGUACUCGGGGUCCUGGAGCAACGGCUUCGAGCUGCUGGGCGUGUACACCUGGCCCAGCGGGAACAACUUCCAGGGCACGUGGGGCCAGGGCAAGCGGCACGGCAUCGGGGUGGAGAACAAGGGGAAGUGGGUGUACAAGGGCGAGUGGACACACGGGUCCAGGGGGCGCUACGGCCUGCGGGAGAGCAUGGGCAGCGGCGCCCGCUACGAGGGCACCUGGAGCAACGGCCUGCAGGACGGCUACGGCACCGAGACCUACUCCGAUGGAGGCACGUAUCAGGGCCAGUGGGUGGGCGGGAUGCGGCACGGCUACGGCGUGCGGCAGAGCGUCCCGUACGGCAUGGCGGCCGUCAUCCGGUCCCCGCUGCGGACGUCCAUAAACUCGCUGCGCUCGGAGCAGGCCAACGGCGCCGCCCUGCACCCGGACACGGCCGGGGCGGGCGUGGCAGCGGGGGGCGGGGCCGCGGCCGGCGGGGGGGCCGGGGCGGGGGCCGCGGGGGCCGGGGGGGUCGGGGCGGGGGGGAGCCCGGCGGUCUCGCGCGGCGGCUUCGUCCUCACGGCGCACAGCGAGGCGGAGCUCCUGCGCAGGAAGAGGCGGGGCCUGUUCCGCCGCUCCAUCCUGGGCGGCCUGAAGCUGCGCAAGUCGGAGUCGCGGAGCUCCAUCACCAGCCAGCACAGCAAGCAGAGCUCCUUCCGCAGCGAGGCCGGCGCCUCCACCUCCGACGCCAACUCCACCGUCAGCCUGGGCGAGGCCGAGGCCGACCUCUCCGUGGCCGAGGACGACCUGGACGCCACCACCACCGAGGUGUACGCCGGCGAGUGGCGCAAUGACAAGCGGGCGGGCUGCGGGGCCAGCCGGCGCUCCGACGGGCUGCGCUACGAGGGCGAGUGGGCGUCCAACAAGCGGCACGGCUACGGCUGCACCACCUUCCCCGACGGCACCAAGGAGGAGGGCAAGUACAAGCUCAACGUGCUGGUGAGCGGCAAGCGCAAGAACCUCAUCCCGCUGCGCGCCAGCAAGAUCCGCGAGAAGGUGGACGCCGCCGUGGAGGCCGCCGAGAAGGCCGCCAACAUGGCCAAGCAGAAGGCCGAGAUCGCCCUGUCCAGGAUGGCCCACGCCCAGGGGAAGGCGAGUGCAGCCUUGGGCGUGGCCCUGAAGGCGCAGGAGGAGUCUCGGCUGGCCAGGGUCACUGCCAAACAGUUCUCCCCCUCCAUCCAUCGCUGCAAGAACGGAGUGGAGCGCCAAAGGCCAAAGCAUCAGACCUCGAACGACAACAGCAUGGAAGCCACGUCCAGCGGCCACAGUCCCGACCUGUACAUGGAGAGCGCGGGGACCCCCAAACUCAGCCCGGACCUGAGCCCCCCCAAACCGCCCCGUGGCCAAGCCAAAGCGCCCCGCGCCACCAAGAGCACCCGCUUCCGCCGUCAAAGUGCCGUGGACGAGGAGAGGGGCGCGGCCGAGAUCCAGGUGCUGAUGGAGCGGUGCGGGCGGGGCCGGCGGGGCCCCCCGCUGGACAGGCACGCCCCUGGGGGGGGGAGCGGGGCCAGCAGCCUCUCCAGCACCUCCUCCCUGCAGGACGAGGCCGGGGGCGGGCACGCCAACGGCUACAGCCACUCUUCUUCCAGUCACGAGUCACGGGACCACGCCCCGUCCGACCACAAGCCCCGGGAGCCCGCCUCUUCCAAUCACAGGUCCCGGGAGCACGUCGCCACCAAUCACAGGUCCUCGUCGGGUCACAAGGCGGCGCGGGAGUGGACCGGCAGGCGGGCGCACAGCGAGAGCCUGGCUCACUCCCAGCUGCUGGAGCAGGACGAGGACAGGCUGACGGGCGAGGCCCCUCCCCUACCGCCCGCCGACCCCGCCUCCCACGCCAAGCCCUGCCCCCUGCAGAGACGGAGGCCCCGGAGCCAGGACGGCAGGGCGGGGGCGGGGGCCUGGCCCCCGGGGGCCCCUGGUCCGUCACAGAAGCCAGAUCUCCCUGUCGCAGCUCUCAGAUCAAAUCAACUCAGCAAAUCAACCCCCAAAUCAAACUUGGGCUACAGCUGUACUCUGGUUGUCAUGGUGAUCUUGCUCAACAUUGGAGUUGCCAUUUUGUUUAUUCAUUUUUUUAUUUAAAUGUAAUGCUGGUUAUCUAUAUUACUAUGAAUAUAUUGCUGUGACUGUUCACCUCUGGCUAGUUUCACUGAAACAGAAAAGAAGGUGACUUAAAGAACACACCCAAAGCUCUGCUUUCUCCAGAGCUCUCUCUGCUUCCACAUGCAUUUUCAUUGCAAAGUCUGGUUUUAAACGAUCCUGUAAAACAUAUUUAUUGAUAUUACAAUAACUACUUUUCUUGAAUUUGUAUUCUUGACUUGCCUUUUUGAUAGUGGUGGUGGUGCUGGUGAUAAUUUGUUUUCUUAAUGGGACUGUGAGUUGAACUCUGGGGUGAACAGUAGUUACAGGAAAGUGAGGCCCCACCGAGCCCUAGUGAAGGGCGGAGCUACCGUGUGAUGUCAUCUUAUGAUCCAAUCAGACUGCUUUGCUCUUCUUAGCAACAUUCUGAUUGGUUUACAUAAUCGUGACACCCCACAGUUCCGCCCAUUUCCGGGUUCGUGAAGUCUGGGACCAUGUUCCAAAACGCAUACUGCCUGCACCGCCAAGAUGCAUGGACGUUUCUGGCUAACAUAUCAUACGCUAUUCCAAAGCUCAAGUACAGAAAAUUAAGCAUAAACAUUCCCUGAACCAUUCUUGUACAUUUGAGACAGAAAAUCAUAGUAUCUACCAACAAAUAUUUUAUCCAAACGUGUCCUUCCAAUAUGCCCUUUCCAUGAGAUGAGAAUUAUACAAAUUCCAAGAAAGAAAAAAAAAAAGCAUUGUUUUGGGUAAGUUUGGACAAAUGUUCACAAAUACAUUGUUUUCUCAACUUACUUGAAAAAAUAAGUAUUAUGAAGGCCUCUUCUGAAACCCUUAAAGGUAUAGUUCGCCAUCUGGAGAGUGUAUAUUAUCUUAGUGCAUGUUUCAAUUGGCCCAGAUAGUUUUUGUGUGCAAUGAAGUUUCUUUUAGAUAUACAGAAGUUUUCCACAAUUUUCUGGCUUUAAUGUGGUUAGUACAGAGGCAUCCACACUUCAAAGAGCUCUAAGCCACUUGUACUGUAUCCUUCAUCACACCCAAAAAUUUUCUGGGAAAAUUGAAAACAAAACCUAAAUAUUUUUUUCAAAACCCAGAAAGUGGAAAAUGGAACUUUCCCUUCAUGGAAAAUGUACACAUGCACUUGUAUGCAACAUACAUAUACGCUCAGUGACCACUUCAUUUCACUUAUUUUUUGGACUGCUGCUGUUACCCAUUCAGUUUAAGGUUGGACAUGUUAUGUGUUCAGAAAUGCUCUUCUGUACACCACUGUUGUAAUGCGUGGUUGAGUUAUCGCCACCUUCCUGUAAGCCAGACCUGGGUCAAAUACAUAAAUGCUUCAGAUUCAAAUACUUUUCUGUGCUUUCUGAGCCUGUAUGGUGUAUUGGAAUAAAAAUAGGAAUAUCAAUCCAGGGCAGAAAAGUAUUUGAAUUCAAAACAAUUACGUAUUUGACCCAGGUCUUCUGUCAGAUUGAACCAGAUCUGGCCAUUCUCCUCUGACCUCUCUUAUUAAUAAGGUUUUUUUUUCUUUGCACCAUUCUCCAUAAAGUCUAUGGAUUGUUGUGAGUGAAAAUCCUGUUUCUGAGAUACUCAAACCACCCCAUCUGGCACCAACAAUCAUUCCACAGCCAAAGUCACUUAAACCACUUACUUUUAUUUAGCUUUGAGUUGCUGCCACAUGAUUGGCUAAUAAGAUGCUUGCAAUAACAUGCUGGUGUACAGGUGUACUUAAUAGGAAGUGGUCACUGAGCGAGCAUAUACGACAGGGGAACUUUAUGGAAAAUGUGUACAUACACCUGUGUGCAACAUAUAUACAGUGGGGUGCACAAAUGUGGACACCCCUGGUUAAAAUGUCUGUUACAACAAAUCUGUAUGUGAUCAGAAGCAAACCUGAACUCUAUUUCGAUUUUCAUUUUUUUACUGUUUAUACUUUUUUUUUUUUUUUUUUUAAGGAAAAGGGCCCUGUGCAAAAGUUUGGGAACCCUUUUGGAUUAUUCUUUGUUACUUUUUAAAAAGAUUAUUAGUAAGGCCCAGACCCAGGUAAUCUACUCGUUAGGGCUUCAAUGAGUCAGGUGAGUAUAAUUCCAGGGCUGAACUCCUUAUAACUCCUUCUGAAGUAUCCAACUGCAGUGGCUGUUCUGUCUGAUGUUAACAACCAUGGCUUCCUCUAAAGUUGUCCAAGAAUUUCGGAAUGAAGAUGGUUAAUUUCCAACAAGAAGGCUACAAAAACUCUCUCAAUGUUUCAAACUACCUACUUCCACUGUCAGAAACAUUAUAAGAAAAUUCAAAAUAAAUGGAACAGUUGAAGACCAAUCAGUUGAAGGCCAGUCGGGAAGACCAAUAAUUUUUUUUAGAUAUCCCCAGAUUUUAACAUUAAUGCCACCACAGUCCCCAGACUUGAAUAUCAUUGAAAAUCUGUGGAGAGAUCUCAAAAAGCCAUAUAUGCAAGGAGGCCAAAGAAUAUUUCUGAGCUAGAAGUGUUCCGCCAGGAAAGACUUGAAAGACUCUUAGCUAGCUACAGAAAGCAUUUACAAGCUGUUAUAGAGUUACAAAGAACUGACAGGGUUCCCAAACUUUUCCCAAAGGCAGGCCUUUUUCCUUUUUUAUUAUUUUGAAACUGUAAAAAAAGAAACAAAAAAAAUCAUUGUGUUUCAGUAUUUGAAGAAAUGUGUCAUGUUUAACAUUGUACCAUUUAGAGCUGAGGUUUGCUUCUGUUCACUUAGAUAUUAAUUGUAAAAGGGGUGAUAUUGGCUCAGAUGGUAAGAGCAGUCGUCUGGUAGUCGGAGGAUUGCCGGUUCGAUUCCUGCCCUGGGUGUGUCGAAGUGUCCCUGAGCAAGACACCUAACCCCCAAAUGAUCCUGAUGAGCUGGUUGGUGCCAUGCACAGCAAAUUUUUGCACACUAAUGUGUAAGUCAUGGGCUAUGGCAAGGUGAUGAUGUGAAAUGUCCAAAUGUAAAGGACUUUGUUCAAAGUGCAAGUUCACGGUGCAAUGGCAUACAAAUUAAGGGCCAGAUUAACUAAGACCUUUAGAAUGUGCAAAACCUUUCAGCAUGCACAACUAAUAACACAACUAACUAUGGGUGCAAAAAAUGUUUUGUUUUGUAUGCAAAAAGGUUUUGCACACCCUGCUGUAAAAUCUAGCUGGGUAUGAGCUGGCCAACCAGCAUGGCCAAGCUGGGUAUGAGCUGGUGUCAACCAGUAUGGCUACACUGGUCAUGAAGCUGUUGUAACUGGGUAUGAGCUGGUCAACCAGCAUGGCUACACUGGUCAUAAAGCUGGUCUAGCUGGGUAUGAGCUGGUCAACCACUUAGUGUCGGUAGCUGAUUGACUAUUUCAAAACAUAGCUUGAGCUGGUCUGAACUGGUCAACCAGCUACCAGCUGUUUCAAAGCGUAGCUUGAGCUGUUUUUUUUUUUUCAGCAGGGCAUGCUAAAGGUCUUCGUAACUCCGGUGCUAAGUGCACAAAGUGCAUAAUAUGCAUACUAACAUUUUGGAGCACAGGAGCAAUUCCCCUGUCUCUACUGAAGAGUGACACGUCGUACGACAGUUCUGACUCCCGCGGCACCCGCUGCUGGCACUGCCCCAUCACCUGAAGACAGGAAGCCACAUCGCGAGGAACGAGCCCCUGAAAGACCCGAACCAGAGCAGCCCUCUGAGACACUGAAACAAGCGAGCGUCUGAAGGGGCUCCACCACUGCAUCCAUCGUCAGCACGGACACCGUGCGGUCACGAGUGCAGUCCUGGAGCCGUUCCUACGGUGUGUUCUCUCGCUCGACAGGGGGGGGAAAACGAUUUCUCAGCCACGCAAAAGGGUCGCGAACAUGACAGGUUUUAAUUUUCACUUAUAUUUGCUUAAAAUUGUGUCCUUACCUUUGCAGAGAACUGACCGACACGGAAGGUAAAUUUAAAGAGUGCUAACGACUCAUCCGUUCAUGUAGUUUUCAUACUGCACUACUCAACAGUGGAAAGCUCCUCCACCUGUGACAGAACUGCAUGUCCCAGCAUGCCCUGCUCCUCCCUCUCUCCCUUACUUCUUUAUUUCAGGGGAGGGGAGGGGGUGGGUGUUUGUUUUCAGUUGUGUGGAGAAAAAUAAUGAAAGUGUUUGAAAGUA